Messenger RNA from Dentiscutata heterogama, 508 nucleotides. The record is from the annotation of a GenBank genome assembly. Lineage: Eukaryota; Fungi; Glomeromycota; Glomeromycetes; Diversisporales; Gigasporaceae.
AAUCCGUACUAUUAAUACCACAAACCAUAGGCGAAAUAGAGAUUUGGGAAAUAUAACACCAGCACUAUCUAUCGAGGAGGUUGAACAUGAAUUAGGUCAAACAUUGCCAGGGAAUCGAAGAAGCCGAAGAAAUUCGGUUGAUAGUCGAAGAAGUCGUAGACGAUCAGCAUCUCCAUCCCGUGAUACAAUAAACACUAAUACAAACAAUCCUGAUGCGAUGAAUCCUGAAACAUCAACUCUUCAACCACCGCCUUAUGGGGCCACAGAUGAAGCGCAAAAUAUUAGCCUGAGGCUAGCUCACGCCAAUUUUCCAGAAAUGAAUCAGAGCCAUGUCGUUUCUAGCCACAAAUUGGAAUCUUUAGAUGCAAUAGCAUCCCCAUUCCGCGAGUCAUCGGGUGCACUUACCUGUAUCUUGACUUCUGAUGGAUCAGAAUCUCGAUCAAUCUCUUCACUUAUCGAAUUAGAGGAAGUGGUUAUAAUAUUUACCUUGGUUUCUGAUAAAACUUGA